Messenger RNA from Venustampulla echinocandica, 1410 nucleotides. RefSeq lists its product as uncharacterized. NCBI's taxonomy places the organism in Eukaryota, Fungi, Ascomycota, Leotiomycetes, Helotiales, Pleuroascaceae. Gene Ontology annotation, molecular function: protein kinase activity; ATP binding. The record is from RefSeq and is a predicted model, not a curated record. Bases 1 to 1410 code for a protein of 469 amino acids. Gene Ontology annotation, biological process: regulation of mRNA processing; spliceosomal complex assembly; protein phosphorylation. The transcript is spliced from 3 exons.
AUGGCUUCCCCUCCACCGACCCCGUCAAGGCUGGCCCCAGCUCAGAGCUCUGAAUGGCGCUUUUGCCCUAUCACCGCACCAACAGAAUGGGUCGAAGACUAUCGCCCUGGCAAAUUCCAUCCUGUCCACCUCGGAGACCAGCUCAAAGAUGGAAGAUACGAGAUCCUCAGAAAGCUAGGGUAUGGGGCAUACUCGACAGUAUGGCUAGCAAGAGAUGAGCAGUAUGAUUUUGCUUUCAUUGCUGACCCCGACAGCUCACCUACUCCUUGCUAUCGCCGACUAAUUAAAUGUUAUGUCGCGGUCAAAAUAUUAACAGCUCAAUCAACAGCCUCAGAAACCGAGUCGUCUAUACUCAAAACCAUAGCUCAGAGCACGCUUCCACAUCAGGGGAAGGAACAUAUCAUAUCUCUGAAAGACUACUUCAAGCACAAAGGUCCAAACGGAGAGCAUGGGUGUCUCGUAUUCGAACCUAUGGGCCCAAGUACGGCGACCAUGGUUGAACGUCUUCCAAAACCCCUACUCAGCAAAACUGGACGAAGCGAGAGGUACCCAAUCUGGAUGGCAAGAUCUAUACUUCGACAAGCUCUUCUCGGUAUCGACUUCCUACACCGGAUUGGCAUCGCUCAUGGCGAUUUGCAGCCUGGCAACCUUCUCUUCUUGGCCAGGGACCUGACAUCCGUAGGAGAGAUUCGUCUAUCGCAAAAAGUCAUCGAGCCUACUUCGUUGGAACCCGUCAAAAGACAGGAUGGUAAGGUUGAUCUUUGGGCUCCGAAAUAUCUCGCGGUCAAUCAACCUUUAACGGAAUUUGUGGAACUAGACCACAAUUUCGUCAUCAAAAUCUCAGAUAUGGGUGGAGCAUUCUUCAUUGACAAUCCACCCAAAAAAUUAGUCACUCCCGUUGGCCUGCGCAGUCCUGAAACCAUACUCGGAGAAGUUCCUACGAGCAGCCAAGACAUUUGGAGUUUUGGUUGUCUAGUCUUCGAGUUUGUCACUGGAAGGCCGCUUUUCGUCGUCGAUGAUACUGGUGAUGAGGAUGAGACAAAUGAUGACCACUUCUUGCAAUUAUCUAGUACUAUCGGACCCAUUCCCAGAGACGUCCUUUCGAAAUGGGCAAGGUCAGAUGUUUACUUCAGCCCUAAUGGGGAAAAUAUCAAGAGCUACAUCGGAGAACUUCCUGAGGGGUUUGAUCCCAGCGAUCUAGAGCAUCAGCCACCGCUAGAGGAGCUCUUUGAUCAAGAAAGGCCGGCUGAGAUAAGCAAUGAAGAUUCGAAACAGAUCAUGCACAUACUGCGAUGGAUUUUGCAGUAUGACGCCACCAAGCGACCUUCAGCAAGCGACCUUCUAAAUGACCCUUGGUUUUCAGGACCAAGCGCUACAAAUUCACAAGCUAGGCCUAAUGUAAAGCCUUAG